CCCAGGUCUGCAGCCAGCUCCAAGCGGAGCCCAGAAACCCCUAAGACUGACAGCGGAGCCAGAGGAGGAGCUCGUAGUCCGGGCAAGGCGCGCAGAGCUGGGAGCGGCGGCGGGAGAGCGGAACUUUGCACUGCCCUUCGCUGCUCCUGUGCUCGCCCAGCACUUCUCAAGAGGGUCCCGGCAGACGGGGUCAGUGCGUGCGCUACGGACGAGCGCCCGGGCGCACCGGGAAGAUGAUGAUGAUGUCCCUGAACAGCAAGCAGGCGUUCAGCAUGCCGCACGGCGGCAGCCUGCACGUGGAGCCCAAGUACUCGGCACUGCACAGCGCCUCGCCCGGGUCCUCCGCGCCCGCGGCGCCCUCCGCUAGCUCCCCUAGCAGCUCGAGCAAUGCUGGCGGCGGUGGUGGCAGUGGCGGGGGCGGUGGAGGCCGUAGCAGCAGCUCCAGUAGCAGUGGCAGCAGCGGCAGCAGCGGCGGGGGCUCCGAGGCGAUGCGGAGAGCGUGUCUUCCAACCCCACCGAGCAAUAUAUUCGGCGGGCUGGAUGAGAGUCUGCUGGCCCGCGCCGAAGCUCUGGCGGCCGUGGACAUCGUCUCCCAGAGCAAGAGCCACCAUCACCACCCGCCCCACCACAGCCCCUUCAAGCCGGACGCUACCUACCACACCAUGAACACCAUCCCGUGCACUUCGGCUGCCUCUUCUUCGUCGGUGCCCAUCUCGCACCCGUCCGCACUGGCGGGCACGCAUCACCACCACCACCAUCAUCACCACCACCACCAUCAGCCGCAUCAGGCGCUGGAGGGCGAGCUGCUGGAGCACCUGAGUCCCGGUCUGGCCCUGGGUGCCAUGGCUGGCCCCGACGGCGCCGUAGUGUCCACGCCAACUCAUGCACCGCACAUGGCUACCAUGAACCCCAUGCACCAAGCAGCGCUCAGCAUGGCCCACGCGCAUGGGCUGCCCUCACACAUGGGCUGCAUGAGCGACGUGGACGCCGACCCCCGGGACCUGGAGGCAUUCGCCGAGCGCUUCAAGCAGCGACGCAUCAAGCUGGGGGUGACCCAGGCCGAUGUGGGCUCCGCACUAGCCAACCUCAAGAUCCCUGGUGUGGGCUCGCUUAGCCAGAGCACCAUCUGCAGGUUCGAAUCCCUUACGUUGUCGCACAACAAUAUGAUCGCGCUCAAACCCAUCCUGCAAGCGUGGCUCGAAGAGGCCGAGAAGUCCCACCGAGAGAAGCUCACCAAGCCGGAGCUCUUCAACGGCGCGGAGAAGAAGCGCAAGCGCACGUCUAUCGCUGCCCCAGAGAAACGUUCUCUUGAAGCCUACUUCGCCAUCCAGCCGCGGCCCUCCUCCGAGAAGAUCGCCGCCAUCGCGGAGAAGCUGGACCUUAAGAAAAACGUGGUGCGCGUCUGGUUCUGCAACCAGAGGCAGAAACAGAAAAGAAUGAAAUAUUCUGCGGGCAUUUAGGAGACCCUUGGCCUCUCCAGGGACAUCCCCUCCUCGUCCCCUCUUUUCCCUCCCUCUCUCUCUCCUGCCUCUUUUCUUUCCACUUUUGGCUACCAGAAACAAUUCCAGUAAAUGUGAAUCCAGAGAAAGCGAGGAUUGGAGAACGAGCAAAGGAGCGAGCAAAUGAGCCCAAGCCCAGUGAGAAUGUGAAACGAUUUCUCAAGGAAAAACAAAACAAAACAAAACAAAACAAAACAAAACAAAACAAAAGAAGGGAUUUGUCAAGUUGUAGCAAAGUUAUUCCUUUUAACCCCACCCUAUCCGGAAAAGGCACCUCGGCUUCUUCACAGGAAGUCUGGAGCUGGCUGUUUGCAGGAAGGCAGACGAGACAGCGUUUUAAAAAGGCCCCCAAAAUGAUCAAGUAAGAUUUGUUUUUAUUCCUAAAGACAUCACCCUUGUUCAAGUUUAAAAGUACACUUUGCAGCUAUUUUUCAGAAAUAGAAAUCGAUUCAGGACUGAAACUUUAAACUAGAGUUGAUGCUUAAUGUGAUAGAGACAUCUCUAAAGUAUUUUGAAUUUUAAAAAAGAUGGCAGAUUUUCUGCAUUUACACUGUAUAUUAUAUAUAUAUUUUUAUUGUGGUUCUUACCCCCUUCUUCCUUCUCUAAAGUGUUAAUGCUUAAGAAAGGAGUUGCGCCUGCUGUGUUCACUGAUCUUGAAAGCUAUUAUUAGAUUAUUGCGAACAACCCUCUGUAAAUUAUUAAUUUAUCUCUCUAGCAACUUAAUUUGUGCACAUUCUAAUUAAUUAAACUUAUUUAGUCUAAAAAUGGGGGAAACGUAUGGCUCGUGGAGUUAAACAAUUUUAUGUUUGAUGAGUUUACUGAAUUUUUAUGGCUUUCCUCUUAUACUGUGUUCCUUUUGGCCCAUUUGUAUAUUCUCACUUUGAAUGAAGAUUGUUUUUCCUUUGUUUUUACUGGUAGUGUUCUGGUUUGUGAGUCGACACUCAGUAAUGGAUGUCUUAAUCGUGUAGACUUGAUUCACUGUCCAAAGUAUUGUUUACUUCGUUACAUAUUUAAUGGGGAUUCCCACAUUGUCCCCACUACACACGCGCGCUCUCACUCACCCUUACACACACACACACACACACACACACACACACACACACCUCUAAUGGAAGAGAAGAAGUGAAGCAGUUGGAAGCAUGACUAUGAUGCAUCAUUUUCUAGCUUUAGGUGCAUUUGUUCACUUGGUGUUUGCCUUUCCAGAUUCUACGAUUUCACCAAGGUAUCUCAAUCUUCUUGCUUUCAAUUGCUUUGUUGGCUACAUUUUAACAUUUACAAGAAUCCUUCGGUUUUUCCUUUUGGAGGUUUGUUUGUAGAAAAACUAAUUUAAACUAUAAGAAAGACAGUGCACUGCUUGUAAAUUCACAUUGUUUGGUAGAAUUCUUUUGGAACAAAAAAUAAUUAGGUACAUGGUGAUUGGUACCUUAUCUAUUGUAAAUAUCCCAUUCAAAAUGAUGCACAUAUAGAUAUAUUCUUACAAAUUUUGCUGUAUUGCUGUUCCAUUUGAGGCUCUCUGAAGUCUUGAGUUCUGUAUAUGACCUGGUUUCUUGUUUUUGUUUUGUUUUGUUUGUUAAUAGAUGGUUUAUUUACUAUGGUAAUGUAUUAAGUUAUUUUUGGUGUUGUUUGAUUGUCUUUCAUUGAAAAGAUGAUUUUAAUGUUUUAUUGGCAAAGUAUGCUGCUUUUUUCAUUAAAAUAUACUAUUAAAAUUAAAUGGCUUUUAAAAUGUGA
Molecule: messenger RNA, 3227 nt
Organism: Neofelis nebulosa (Clouded leopard)
Lineage: Eukaryota; Metazoa; Chordata; Mammalia; Carnivora; Felidae
Gene: POU4F2
Product: POU class 4 homeobox 2
Exons: 2
Coding region: 234-1460 (408 amino acids)
Biological process (GO): regulation of transcription by RNA polymerase II
Molecular function (GO): RNA polymerase II cis-regulatory region sequence-specific DNA binding; DNA-binding transcription factor activity, RNA polymerase II-specific
Source: RefSeq, a predicted model, not a curated record